Arabis nemorensis is the source of this 246-nucleotide messenger RNA. NCBI's taxonomy places the organism in Eukaryota, Viridiplantae, Streptophyta, Magnoliopsida, Brassicales, Brassicaceae. The record is from the annotation of a GenBank genome assembly.
AUGGUACAGAUGACCCUUGGGGGUGAUGCGGAUGACCGAAAGGGGAUGAUGCAUGCAGGGGAUGAUCCAGAUGACCGCGGAAGGAUAAUGCAGAUGACGUCGAGAGGAAAUAAUGCAGAUGACCCCGAAAAACUACAACUAAGAAGGGCCCCUGAAAGAGCUUCCACAAUAAAAAAAAUUAUCACAGUGCCAAAAUUCGCAAAGGCCCGGUUCUUGGACUGUGCUCAUUGUGCAUUUGCACAGUGA